AUGGCUUUGGACGACACCGUGCAGCGCGGUGAUUUGGGCGUGGUCGGGUCUGUGUGGGACUGCGAGGCCGGUGAACGCUACGUUCAUUUCGCAAACUGGGAAGGGACGAUGCCAGAGAGGCAGCUGAACAUGUGUAACUUCCAAAAGGGCACGCUGGUCCACUUGAGCAAAGAAGGGCUGCACUCUGCGGUCGGCGAAGUGGUGCUUUGGGAUGAGGGAAAGUUGGUGGUAGACGUUCUGGGCGAGAAGGUCAAAGUGCCGCCCACCCACCUGAUCCGCUGUGACUUCCAGAAGCACUCCACAGUCCACGUGUUGUCAAAGACGGAGGCCAGUGACAAGGUUUAUCAGAUCGGCGAAGGACUCUAUUCACUUGCUGGAGGGCUCCGUGAUGGCAAGCUGAUCCUGAACACGAACGAUGGUUACGACUUUUUCGAUCCAGAGCAGUUGGCACUGGCGAAGAUCCAGAGGGGUGACUACGUCAUCGCCCCCAAUGGGCAAACAGGCUGGGCCCGGGGCAUCGAUGCCGACCGGCUCCACUUCAGCGUGCAGUUCAAAGGCUUCGCAGAGGCGAGCUUCGCUCCAUCGGAGCUGCGGCGCAGCCCCCUGCAGAAGGACACGUUGGUGACGUGGACGCUUCACUAUGAGGACGUUCCCAAGGGCACCGUGGCAUCAGCAGACUUGUCAAACGUGAGGGUCUACGCGAAGGAGAAUCUGAACCACGGAACAUGGAACUUCCGAGUGUCACAGUUGAGACCUCUGCGCUUUCAACCCGGGGACUAUGUGCAGUGGAAGAAGCAUGAUGAAGAUAUUCCUGAAGGUGACAUUGGUGAAGUGGUGAGACUCAAGGAGAAUGGAAAGAUCUACAUCCAGUGGCCCAAGUGCUUGUGCAGUUUCUGGCCCAGCAGUUUAAAGUUGCUUCCAUUCCAGCGACGGGAUCUGGUCCAUUGGGCCUCUGCGGAUGAUGACAUCCCCACAGGAAGUAUUGGACGAGUGCGGGGCAUCAAAUAUUCCGAUGGGGGCUCGCGACUCUAUGUGAACUUUCCCAAGGGAGCUUGGGCCUUCUCUCCUGGCUGCUUGGAUGCGGAACCGAAUGUUUCUGGCUGGUGCCAUUCAUCCAACAGUGAUUUGACCAGCGCCAAUUGGACCACUGCCGGCAUUCAUCGCCUCAAGGCCUCCUUUGCUCGUUUCGACCAGAACGGCGAUGGGAACAUCACCCCAGCGGAACUUGCUGAGAGACUUGAAAUCUUUUGCUGGCCAUGUCCUGUUGGAGAGUAUUACCUUGACGAGAAUGGCUCUCUUUCGGUGGAGGAGUUUGUGGACUAUGUCUUUCAGGAUGCAGAUCGGGAGAUCACCGAUGGCUUCCGCGAGCACGUUGGGCUUGAAAAGCCUGGAACAA
This is a messenger RNA of Cladocopium goreaui, 1396 nucleotides long. Lineage: Eukaryota; Dinophyceae; Suessiales; Symbiodiniaceae. The record is from the annotation of a GenBank genome assembly.